This is a messenger RNA of Anopheles funestus (African malaria mosquito), 4540 nucleotides long. RefSeq lists its product as uncharacterized. The coding region runs from base 772 to 3249 and encodes 825 amino acids. The record is from RefSeq and is a predicted model, not a curated record. The transcript is spliced from 6 exons. NCBI's taxonomy places the organism in Eukaryota, Metazoa, Arthropoda, Insecta, Diptera, Culicidae.
UGCGUCGAUAAAGAGCAGACGGCGAAAACGUACUGUCAGUAUGACGUUUGGAACAAAACAAAGAAAAAAUACGAUCGGAAAGAGAAAGAACAACAAUACAUUUCGUCGCAAACAUUUUCGCUUGCGGCGCACGGUGAUCAGCAAAUUGCAUUUCUUGUGAACCUCCCGAAGAUAUCUCCUGUUUUUUCUUGCAACUCUUUGUGCCUACGUCAUUUGGCGAUCGGUACGAAAAACGGCGUAAAUCCGGAUGACGACAUUUGUAUAGAAAAACACUGUGUCCAGGUGCAAGUAAAGUACAUCAUCCAAGCAGCAGUAGCAGCGUUGUACGAAUCGGUUUGCAUCGAGAUUGUGGAGUGAAUGGCUAGCCUACUGUUGCAUUCGUCACCCGGUGUAGCAAACACUGCCGGUAGAAACAAUUGCCGUGAGUGGAAACAUCCGUAAAUUGGUAUCGAAUUAGGGUGAAUUUCCAACGACGCACCACACCACUUCCGUGUCGUUGCGGCUGCCCCCUGUGCUGCAUAGCAGUACGAAGCCGUGUGGGGGAUAAACGCGUAGUUUAUGUUUUCUAAAAUAAACAAUAUUACAUCAUACAUACUGUUACAAACAGCCGAAUAGAACGUGUCCCGCAAGUGGUGGCACUCAGAUGAUACAGUGCAGUAUUCACGACCGUAAAUAGCGUUCUUUGUUACCGUAAAGUGACGCGCUCCGUCCCAACAGCCCGGGGACUGGGCCAAGGGUCACCGGCGCUCACAACUGAUUCCGCAUCCGGCGAUGGAUAGCAACAAGAACAAGGAGUGCUGUUACAGCAACGGUGGUCGAGGCGUUAGUGGUGGCCUUACCGUGGUCAUUGGAACGGACCGCAUUGCCAAGGUGGUCUCUGCUGCAAAGUACCAGAAUCAGUUCAACAACAACAACCUAAUCGAACAGGAAAAUCUUAUGCCUCCGGUGCAUGAUCGAGUAUCCGGAAUGGUGCAGGACGAUAGCCUGCCCGCAACGUUGCCCCAGCAGAAUGGCGUACCUUCUAAUGAAUCGCCGGUGAAAGAUAAAGUUCUGGUGGAAAAUGGAUCUUCCCGUCACAUCUCGUCCAUUUUUAACCAAUCAUCCUCAUCCGUCUCUGCUGGCAGUGACCCACCAUCCGAACGGUUGCUACCGACCCUGCAAUCAUCCGUUGAAUUUUUUACUACGGCCACUAGCAACGUCACUAGCUUUACUCCUACCAUAAACCGAACAGGCACGGACCACCUACGAACUCCCUUAUCCAGUGUGCACGAGAGCAACGGUUACGUUCCACCCAAUGUAGAUACGGCGUCCAAUGGUACGGAAGAACCUCCCGACGAGGAAUCAUGUCGAGUAGAAGCGGAAGUUCCCAAUUUUAACGGUACCGACGAUUCCUGUCCACCCGACGAAGGAGACUUUUCGGAAAACAAUUCACUCGGCAACCUAUCGUAUGUGAGCGAGAAUGGUUUAAUUGAAGAAAUCAUUCUACUACCGAAUAACGCCUACUCCGACGACGAUAAUGCGUCCACGUCGGAUGACUGCAUCUAUGCGUACCGUGGUGGGGAACCGGACGGUGCUGUCGGCCAGCUGUUAGAGCUGCAGGGUGAUUUACCACCGGACGACGAGACGGAUUUUCUCGAGAUGGAUUUCGAUCCCGAACCCAGCUCGGAGAUGGAAAAUUUUAACCGACAGUCAGAUUUUAUGCUCGGUUUGGACGAUGAUAAGUUUGCUGGCGUAUCAAGGCCCUCGGAAGGGCAACACGGACAGGAGAACGUAGGGAACGGAACGCGAUCGUCUCCAAUCGUUACACGGUCCCCUACGGUGAUGCAACAUAAUUUGAUACAACCAGAAACGGGACCAUCUCCAAUGGAAAAUGAAUCAGCACAGAAAGGAAAUGAAACGGGUUUACAUCGUGUACCAGAAUCAAAUGACACACGAUCGCUAUUGGCAGCUCCAGUAGAAUCGCUGACAUCGCUGGUAGAUGAGUCCAAAGCAACCGCUCUUCACGAUCAACGGGUACAACAUGCGGAUGUUAUGGAACGCAGCAUCCCUCCCGAACCUAUCGUGAACCGACUAGAAGCUCAAAAAACGGGUGCCAUUCCAAAAAAUGUUCCCCUCCUGAUGGAACGUUCCACACCGACCGAACGAGAAGGUUUAUCGAACUCAAAGAAUCUUCGACUAGAGCUUACCUUACAACCGGACGGGCCAGCUUUAGACGAGACAUCGCACCGUUACCAACAGUGUACACCCUUUUACUACAAAUCUGCAGAGUUUGGUGCUAGCAAACGAUCUAAGGGCUUGCAAGAGGCGGUAGAAGAGGAAAUGCACUGUUUGGACUGUGCAGAACAGGAGUUCCUGAUGCGCACGAAGCAAGAUCCUACUAGGCAACGGUUUUGUAACGUUUGUAAUGUCGCGAAGCAGGAAGCGAAGGGACGAUCGAAUGGUACUUUGCGAUCCUAUGAAAAGCAAGGGUUUUUCCCCGGAUCAGAUCGAGAGCUACCGAAAGACGACCAAACGGUGGUAGUGGAUGAGCUGUUGGAUCUGCGUGCGGAACAGAUCGUGUAUGAGACGUUGCAUAAAAUUAACACGCUAAAGGAAAUGCCACCCACCGGUGGUUUGGUGCGUGAUCAUCUUUAUCAAAGCAAGGGCAGCUCGAACGUACCCGAACGGUACGAACAAGCAAAUGUUGGCUGGUACGAUCAACAAGUACCGCGUGUCCGUGCUAAAAAGAUACAGCAGGAGGAACAGAGUGUAACGAUACACACGUUUAACUGCAGCUUAUUGACAAUAAUGGAAUCUUUGACAUGUUUUGGCCUUACACCGAAUCAGGAGGUGCUUCGACAGUACUUUUACGAUCAGUACGAAGUCGACACGUCUAAGAUGACCAUACCGCAGUAUCUGCUUCACAUGUCAAAGCGCGACUGCAACUACAAGAAACUGAUCGACGCCAUCAAAUCUAGCUGUGAUGAUGAACUAUUGGAUAUCCAAUACUAUCCGCUUCACCCGUUUUCGGAUAUGCCAGAAACGGUGGAAAUAUGUUCCAGUGAAAUUGCGAAACGAUGGACCGCUAACACAAACUUGCGACAAAUUAUUCACUUUAAGCACAAACACUUUCACACACUGAAUGUUCUUGGAAAAAUUGUGAACAUUCUUCGGCAACCUUCACGUGGUCGGCACACGAACCACAUGAUCAGUAUACCACAGUACUACAAGAGUGGAAUUAUCAAGAUCCAGCGGAUAGGCGUAUGGUGAGCGGAAACUUCGCAGACCGCUAGAGCUAGUCAGCAGUAGCUGCAGGGAUUAAAACAUAAAACAAGCGCUCAUCCCCACUUGGUAGAUUAGCCAGUGAUUUUGUUAAGGACAUACCCCGAUCCCCAACAACUACGUUCACCUUUGUUUUGCAGGCACAGGAAGAGAACGAUGGCCAUGUGUAUUAAUGGUAUGGUGACAGAAGAAAAAAAAAACAGUUCAGUUAAGAUAAGUUUGUAUUGUUGUUUACGCUUAUGCGAACGGACGCGAAGGUUGGCUAAUUUUUGCUGCCUAUCGUCGUCGGUUCGUUGAUCGCUUGAUGCGAUUUUAAUUAGCAUCGCUAUAAUGUACUGGGUUGCAGAGACGCAUAAGAAGUACAUAUGUACAUACAAUUAGAUAGAAACCUAUUUAUUCUACAGUUAUACGCGCUAGCUUGCUGUAAUACAAAGUAAAUAUGCGCAGGAAACGCCUGACCAUUAGGAUCACCAGGAUGCAAAAACGUUAACUAUGCGCGUAUUUCAGUUCAAAAUUAGAUUCCUGUUUUCGAACAUUAUCCUCAUUUCGGAUAGGGCGCGUAUACAGGCAAAUGCCAUAACAAAAAAAUUUCGAGGCUUUUUUUUUUAAUAGAAAGGAAUACCACAGAAGUAAAGGCAAACGAUUGAACGACACUGUGAUGCAGCUUUACUUAUGUAUUUUUGUUUUGUUCUGUAGCCGCUUUGCCGCAAUACGUUUGUGUAAGAGCUUACUUUUUAUGCGUCCUCGUGUGUUAAUGGAAGGAAGGAAAUGCCCGGCGCGGCUACAAGAAUCCCCCAAAAAAAAAAGUUGUCUCACGUUCAAAAAGAAAUGCAACCCAUAUUAUCCUGUCAUCAGUAAAUACUUCCAUGCACACAAAUGCUUUAAAAAAAACACGUAACACCACCCAUGGUUUAAUCCAGCUACAGUUACAAUGCAAAACCUAUGCAUACCUCCUAUUUAGUCACGAUGAACCAAGAAAAUGGAAACGGAUUGCAAGAUUUUUGGGCCGGCUAGAAACAAUAUCCCUUUUUGAUCGUAUUAUAUACAUUGUACACGCUUAUCAUUUACACGAGCAUGGUUGGGUAAACCAUCGAGUAUUGGGAGAAACAGCUUGGCACACAUACAUACACACACACACCUACACACGGCAACAACCAUUGUUUGUACACGCGAUGGUUCCCAUUCUAGUUCCAUACGGUGAACCAAUAUCUCACGCCUGGUGUGAUCAUGAAGAUCAUUCGAAAAUGAUAAUAAUAAUAAAACGAAUCAAUACAACUUG